Molecule: messenger RNA, 357 nt
Organism: Colletotrichum chrysophilum
Lineage: Eukaryota; Fungi; Ascomycota; Sordariomycetes; Glomerellales; Glomerellaceae
Exons: 1
Coding region: 1-357 (118 amino acids)
Source: RefSeq, a predicted model, not a curated record
AUGGCGCCUAGCCCGGCCCCAUCCGAGAGCACAGCCAAUCAAGACCAACUGUCCGCAUCCCCCGAUGAAUCAUCGACGACCAGCUCCCAUCCGGAGGUGGGCAGCGUUCGCGACGAUCUCGAUGAUCUCGACGACCAGCGAGAGUGGGGGAUCAAGGGCAUCACCGGACACCGAGCCGACCCAGACGACAAUACCCGAGUCCAGCUCAAGAUCGACUGGGAGCCAUCCGAUGGUAAGACAUGGGGCGAGACUUGGGAACCGGAGGCAACAAUACAGCAAGACGCCCCAGACAUGUGGGCCGCCUACACAAAGAAUCAUGACUGCCGAGCUGCACUGGGCGACAACAGCAACAAGUAG